Molecule: messenger RNA, 10422 nt
Organism: Apus apus (common swift)
Lineage: Eukaryota; Metazoa; Chordata; Aves; Apodiformes; Apodidae
Exons: 5
Coding region: 9330-10292 (320 amino acids)
Source: RefSeq, a predicted model, not a curated record
CUCGCCUCUCCUCUCCCCGUCUGGGGCAGCAGCAAAAAAAAAAAAAGUUAUAUUUAUAUAUAUAUAAUAUUUUAUUUUUUUUUCCCCGUGGAGCUAGUCCCGUAUCCGCCGUUUCACGCAUACUGAGGGAGGUCUGUGGGGCUGACGGCAGGGCCCUGCCCGCAGCCUAGCCUGGCCCCGUCGGGGUUGCAGCCCCGGUGAGGAGAGGCGCCGCCAAGGCCUGGCCUUUACCAGCUGCCUGCCUGGUUCCUCGAUUUCGCUUAGAGCUGCCCCGCCAGCAGCCCUGCCUAAGGGAAGGAAAUGCUGUGAGGUGGUGUAGCUGCGUUGACUUUGCAUACUGAAACCGCGGCACCUGAGGCGCUGUCCAGGAAAGUGCCGAUUCCCCUUUCUUUCGCCGGGUGACGUUUGUUUUCUUCCUGACGGGUUUUGCGGUUGAGGGGCCUUAAUUUUCCAAGCCUGGAGAAGAGGAGACUGAGGGGAGACCUCAUGGCUCUCUACAACUACCUGAGAGGAGGUUGUGGUGAGGAAAUGCUGCUGCCACUGUUGCUGCUGCCACCCAUGAUGCUGGCAACAUCACUGCUGCUGAGACCACCUGCAAAAUCAGCUGCCUCUACAAGUGCUGCUAGAAAAACAACUGCUUCUACAAAGAUAAAGUCCACUCCCUUUUGAAUCAAACUAGCUUAUCCUGUGACCAGGAGCAAAGCAAAGGCAAAAUGCGCCUCCCUUUUUAUGCGCUCCUGUCUGAGAUAUCCAGAGUUUCUUCAAGCAACAAUAGACACUGAAACUGAGAAAGCAGAUGAUUCUAAAUCAGUUGAUGGAGCAGGUACCUCUCAAACAGAUAAAAAAUCAGGCCAAUCUCAAGCAGCUAAAACAGCAGGCCCUCCUCAAUCAGCUGACAAUGAUUACCUUGUCCAGCCUUUCUCUAUGAAAGAACUGUGCCUCAUGAGAAAGGACUUUACCGACAUUGACGAUGAGGGAAUUCUUCCUUGGUUGCUCUGAUGCUUUGAUAGUGGAGCUGAAACCUAUAAUGUAGAUGAGAGGGAAGCCAAGCAAUUGGGAUCCCUGGCCGGAGAUGCUGGUAUUGAUAGAGCACUUAGUAGUAAGAUGGGAACUACCACCCUGUGCAUCCGACUUCUUUCAGCUGUGAGGGAGAGAUACCCCCACAAGAGUGACGUCGAAUGGCACUGAAGCAGAACACCCACUCUUGAGAAAGAGUAUUUGAGAGACAUAGCUGUGCAAGAGGUGAUCUAGGAUAAAGAUGGACUUACAAAUGACGUUCUGUGUGACACACAAGUGUUCCGGAGGUUUGCACAGGCUGUACCAACAGAACAUGCCCAUAUAUUCUCCUUCAUGGGAUGCUUUGAUGACAACUCCAGACCAACAUUGCGUGAGGUGGCUUUCAAAGCAGAACAGUAUGGAGACAAUCUCUGAUUCCCAUCAGUUCCACACCUCAGCUAUUGAACAAAUGACUGACAGAAUAAGAUGCCAAAAAGAUGGGGAGGUAAACCCCAGAAUAUCCCUAGAGACAACUGGUCAUGUGUUGCAGCCAUUAAGACAAGACGUCCUGCUAUGAGACAUCAGUGAAAGAGACAGGACCCACUUCGAUGCCACGUGUGGUCGCUCUUGCGUAAUUAUUUUAAGAGGACAUGAGAAUCUGGGACAAGAAACCCACUGAUAUUAUCCAGAUAUGCAUGCAAGAGUUACUAAACAGAACAAAGGCAGGAGAUGGUUCUUCCAAGAAGAAGGCUGCAUCUGUCUCCACCCAGGAUGGUGCAUCAACUCUAAUGCUCAACCUUAGAGGUGCCCUGCUUCCAGCUAGGGUGAGAAGAGGGACAACCGAGUUUACUGGACUGUGUGGAUUCAGUGGCCUGGCACAUUAGAACCACAAAGAUAUAAAGCCCUGGUGGACGCUGGUGCACAGUGCACACUAAUGCCAUUGAAUCAUAAAGGGACAGACUCGUCGCUAUUUCUGGAGUGACAGGAGGAUCUCUAGAACUGACUGUUGUGGAGGCUGAUGUGAGCCUCACUGGUAAGGAGUGGCAAAUGCACCCUGUAGUGACUGGCCUAGAUGCUCUGUGCAUCCUUGGCAUAGACUACCUCAAAAAAGGAUAUGUCCAUGACCUGAAAGGGCACCAGUGGACCUUUGGUAUAGCAGCUGUAGAGACUGAGGACACUGAACAGCUGCGUACUUUGCCUGGCCUUUCAGAUGACCCUUCUCUAGUGAGGUUGCUGAAGGUGGAAGACCAACAGGUGCCAAGUGACUCUUCAGCGGUUCAUAGAUGACAAUAUCGCACCAAGAGACUGUGUGAUUCCCAUUCAUAUGCUGAUCCAGCAACUGGAAUGUCAAGGAGUGAUCAGCAGGACUCAUUUAUCCUGUAACAGUCUUAAUUGACCAGUGUGAAAGCCUGAUGGCGAGUGCAGGCUUACAGUGGACUAUUGUGGCCUGAAUGAGGUUACACCACCACUCUGUUCUGCUGCGUCUGACAUGCUAGAACUGCAAUACAAGCUGGAGUCAAAAGCAGCUAGGUGGUGUGCCAGUAUUGACAUUGCUCAUGCAUUCUUCUCUAUUCCUCUAGCACCACAGUGCAGGCCACAGUUUGCUCUCACCUGAAGGGGAGUCCAGUACACCUGGAAUCAACUGCCCCAGGGGUGGAAACACAGCUCAACCAUUUGCCAUGGACUGAUCCAUGCUGCACUGGACAAGGGUGGAGCUCCAGAACACCUGCAGUACAUUGAUGACAUCAUUGUGUGGAGUGACACACCAGAAGAAGUUUUCGAGAAAGGUAAAAAGAACAUCCAAAUUCUUCCGGAUGCUGGUUUAGCUCUAAGAAGAAGCAAGGUCAAGGGACCUUCACGAGAGAUCCAGUUCCUGGGAAUCAGGUGGCAAGAUGGACAUCGCCAGAUCCCAAUGGAUGUGAUUAACAAAAUACCAUCUAUGUCCCCACCAUCAACUAAAAAGGACACUCAAACCUUUUUAGGGACUGUUGGCUUCUGGAGAAUGCACAUUCCAUGUUACAGUGAAAUUGUGAAACCUCUCUAUGAGGUGACCUGGAAGAGUGACUUUAAAUGGGGUCCUGACCAACAGAAAGCUUUUGAGCAGAUUAAAAAGGAGAUUGUGCAGGCAAUGGCCCUUGGACCAGUUCGAACAGGGCCAGACAUCAAAAAUGUGUAUGUGGAGGGUUAUACAGCAGCUGAGUGUCAAUUUCAGUUAACCCAUUUGCCACAAGUGCAGGUCAAGUGGAAGUAUCCCUUAACAGGACAAUGGAAGGGCCCUGACCCAUCAAUGACAUGGGGUUGAGGUUUUGCUUGUGUCUUUCCAGAAAUGGCAUGCAAUGGAGAUGGUGAUAAUCAAGGCCAUCCAAUGAAACCUGAUCUGGUGUUUUUGGCAAUGGUCACUCUGCUUUCAAUACAGGUGGGGGUAGGAGAAGCCAAAAUAUAUUGGACAUACCUUCCCUUUCCUCCAUGGCUCACACGGCUAACCUGCGGCAAUAAAAAUAUCCUUGUGUAUACAAAUAGUACCAGAGUGGUGGGUGGCCUGGGAAACACCCUAGUAAAUAAAUCAUACAGCAAGUCUGAGAAUAUCAAUCUGCAUGGACUGGCAACAAAAGUACCUAUUUGUUUCUCUGCACAGUUAUGUGUACAGAUACUGAAACAAAAAUUCGGAGCUUCCAAACCCCCUUGCUUUCUAACACUCCUCACCUAAGUGGGAGGCUAGGUGCGGCUGGGUAAGGAUUCCGAGAUCAAGACCCAAUAACAGCAAAAAAGCUGUCAUUGAGCAGGCAUUCUUUAUUGCAGCACUGGGCAGCACUGGGGAUUUUCCACCAUGAAUGCUCUGAAUCAACAUGAGUGUUGUCUGUGUAGCCACAGGUCUUAGAAGACUUGAUGUUAUCACGACCUGCAGGAUGCUUAGCAUAAUUGACUGACAGUUUCACAAAGCACAUUGUUUUAAAAGUAACCCGUUCAGCUAACUUAGUAGAGCAAAUUAAUUAUUUUAGUAAAUUUUUAUUAGGCUGUAUUUCUAUUGGAUUUACUAGCGAAUAUCCUAGGACUAUCAGUAGACCAUAAUUAUACAAAAGCAUUUUAAAUUAUGAUUAUCACUUAUUUUUACCAACCACAAAUAUUAUUUACAAGAUUUACUACUCUCCUAAAUGUACGUUAAUACAUUACACCAGUAUCCUGGAUAGAUUUAUUAGUCUCCUAGUCUCCAAGUAUCCAUUAGUUCAUGAUACUGAUAUCCUGAAUAGGUGUGUUGUUUUCCAAGUAUCUAUUAGUUCAUUAUACAAGUAUCCUGGAUAGAUAUAUUGUUCCCCAAAGAUCUCCAAAUAUCUAUUAGGUCACUAUACAAAUAUCCUGGACGGAGUCAGAAGUUAAUAGAGUUUGACCUCACUAGAAAGGUUUAGUUCCAAGGAGGCCUUAGCUUUCCUAAUUGCCUCCCUACAUCCUCUGACAACAGUCCUAUGUUCCUCCCAAGUGGCCAGCCUCUCUGUCACCGUUUGACUCAGGUUCAACAACAAUGCUCUCGAUCCCUUCUCCCUCCCCCCCAGGUAGGGAAGGAGAGAAAGAAAGAGACGUGGCUGGAUAACAAACUAAACUACACAGCUUUAAUUAAACACUAAUGAUAUAAGAAAAUAUAUACAAUUAUAUACAAAUAUGUUCAGGUAUGUGCAAAAGCCUCUCACCUCCCCCCACCCCCAGCAACUCCCACAGCACUCUCCUUAGCUGCAAACUGUCCCAAAAAAUCCCGGACUACUGCCAGAGUAAGCGGAGAGUGAUGAGGGUCAGGAGAGCUUGAGCCUAGAGGCCGACGGUGAUGGAUGGACAGUCCUCCUUGGAUGCUGACAACAGAUGGAAUAGAAGGGAAGAAGAAGCAGGAAGGAAGUUGUCUUCUGUGAUCUCUGACCUUCCUCUGAGCUUACGUAAAUAUAUGGAAUGGAAUAUCUCUGGCCAACUUUGUUGUCUAAUUCAGCCUCCUACGGGGGGGUCACAGAUCUCCCGGUAGUGUCUGAGCCGGCAGAGUAAAGAUGCGACCUUGAAGAACCACCAGUUACAAAAACAUUCCAUUCUUAUCAGCCUUAAUUGGAAUGCUCUGUGACUAGUUAAAAGGAAGCUUACUGAAGGAAAAAAAAAGUCAGUAAAAGGAAAAAUGGCUUCAUCCUGGCUCAAACCAGGACAUUCCACCCCUUAGUCCAUGCCAUAUAUUACAUAUAGGCUGUGUACUUUACCAACUGUCAAAUUAAGGAUUCUCCCCCAGAGUCAGAUUGUUUUGAGGUACACGUUGUACUUCAGUAUCCUCCAUCAUCAUACACCAGGUAUGUCCAGGUUGCUGAGCAAAAGCAAGCCCCCGGACUGGUUUACAUUUGCCUGAAGCAGGAUAAACCCAAACAAUUUUACCCAGCAGGUUUCUUUCACAUAUGUGGCUUUCAGGAUGUAUAGUGCUUGUCUCGAACAAUCCAAGAGAUAAGUGAUGGACUUUGGCACUCAGGAUAUCUGUUGUCUGUCUUGUGGCAUCUGAUAGUUAAACAACAUUUGCUGAUGGACUAAAGAGAUGUCUCAGCAACCCACCCAACCGUUUUGCUUCCCCUCCUGCAACGAGUACCUGAGAACUGGGGAGUUUAGUGUGGGACAUGCUGAGAUCGGAGACAAAGGAGUUCUACAGCUGGCACUGGGAGCAGAAUAUCCAGUGAUAACCAGGCCUUGAUAUGAAAACCACCGACUUAGCAGGACAAGACAAAGAGUGCCAGUCUCAAGCCACUUCCUAGGACGGAAACUCCACUGCAACAAACUAAUCCUGUGGUGCCAGUUGUCUCAACCUCCUCUUUUGUAAUGGCUGAUCUCAUCAAUUAGCCAAACAAAGACUACAUAGGCCCUGGCAUCAUACCUGCCCCCUGCUGUCUCAGAGGAGCAAGGAGAAGAUAGAAGGAUUUUCUCCCUUAUUCAGGGAGAAAAGUGGGGGUGCAGUGGGCAAGAACUGUAUAAAAAUCUGAGACACUAUGGGUGCAUUGGAAGCACUUCCCCACCAGGAACCACUUCCCCACCGACGACAUCGCUGGACCGUGGUGGUAACUAUUCUCUCGCUUUGCUGUCCUCUGUAUUUCUGCUUUCUCCUUUCUUUUCUGUCUCUGUUUUCCUCCCUGUCCUAUCCGCUCUAGGGACUUUGUUGUGUUCCUCUAAUAAAAGUUUGUUGUGCGCGUGACAUCUGACCUCGUUUGCGUCUUAAUUUCACCAUUUGGGAUCACCUUUAAACUUCUUCUCAGGUCCUGACGAGCAACAAAGGGUGCAGCUGCCGUGCGGCUUAUACCAGGAGAGGGAAAGCAAAAUCCAGCCGCACCUAGCCUCCCACUGCGGAGUGUUAGAAAGCAAGGGGGUUCUGCCCGAUCUCUCGUAAGACCGCACGCCAGCCCCGGUGCCUCUUUGUGCACCCGAUGUUGUGUUAUCUUUGUUUUGUCCUGGCAAGAUCAUAAAAAAUUGCGACGUAUCCGAAUACCGGAUCGUGACAUUAAUUGGCGUCAUGGACAGGAUCCCAAUGGUGAAAGUGUCACAAGUUUUUGUAUGUUAGGUGUUGCCUCAGUGUCCGUAGGGAACGAGCCUACGGGGGGCUUUUGUGGUUGACCUCUUAGGAUUCAGAACUGUAGCUUUCUCUUGCUCGGAGAGGAGAGAAGCUAGGGGCCCCCGUUCCUUGUGGUUGGAGGUUUUUCGGCGGAACGGUGGGUCGGCGUCUCCGCCUCUUGGAGAGGUGCCUUAGGGUCGUUGGAGACGAUUACCUAUUCGCCUAGCAAGCGGAUAGGCUUGGGGGAUAGGACUAUUUCCUAUCUCUUUUAUAUUUUUGUUGUUGUUGUUUUUGGAGUUCUGAUCCGCUGAUAAGAGGGCUGGGUUCUUAAUUGUGAAUUAAGAAGUUAAGCGUGUGUAUCCUCUCAGGGAGUGUUGUCGGUGGCCGUGGUGAAAUCUAAGUUCUUGCCCUUCCUGAGAUGUUUGGCCCUGAUUUUGUGAGUUAAGUAAUAAUGGAAAAGGAAAUUCAUACGGGGGAAUCCUCCCCUGCUGUUGAUCCCGAGACAUUGUUUAAGAUUUUGGAAACUUGUAAUGCCCGUCCGUCAGUCUCGGGACAGGACUGGGCUAAAGAAAAUUGGUACAAUUUGCAGAGUGUGGCAGAUCGUAUCUCUGCAUUACAAAAGGAGGCCAAGUGGCGAUUCAGGAAAGGCAAAGGCAUCGUGUGUGCGGUACUAGGAGUUUGCCUGGUGUCGGCGGCGCAGCACCGAGCUGACUGCCAGACCCAGAAAGGAAAGGUUAUCGCAUCUCUGCAAACAUUAGUCGAGUCGUUACAGGACCAAAUUGCUGGCCUUAAAAGAGAGAAUGUUGAGCUCCGGGAGGAAUUAGAGAGUGAAAAGGCUCACUCGGAUUCUUUGAAGUACACUCUGUGGGAAUUGCGUACGGCUCGGUGUGAGCAAGGGGCAGAAGUGCGGAUGAAUUAAUUGGAAGAAAAGGGUGACUAUUUAGAGAACAUAGCGGGCUAUGUUCCUUUUCCGAGUUAAGUAAAGGUGGCUCGUCCACCCUCGUCAAGUCCAAUGUGAUGCGUCAUGUUUGAGGUAAUCAUUACGAGAUCCCAGUUUUUUGUCCCACCCCUAUCCUGCAACAUUUAAUAAAACAAACAGUGAAACCCGCACGCUUACAGUCGAAUCCGACGCUAACACUACACACGUGCCUGUGAUGCAAACAUAUGAAUAAUUUCAACAGAAGAAAACAGUGCCCAAUUAACCAUUUUUCUCGCAAGUUUCUGCUGGUGAGAUUUGGAUAAACCAAUCUCUGUCAAUAAAUCAUGAUUUUCGGAGUACCACUUACCCCGAGCUCCGAUGGGAAAACCUACAAAUUUUACAUGGGUGGCAUUGGUCAGUUCCUGCACCUGCUGCGUGAGAUGUUUGUACUUUUGGACCUUCCCAGCGGCGGCCUCCGACAAGGAAGAAGGGUUACUUUCAUACCGAAUUGUCACAUCAACAACCAAUGCCUGUUUGUCCUUCACAAAUAUCAUAUCUGGUUUGAAUAAAUUAUUCUUGUCCCUUAAAUUUGGUUCUUGGAACACUACCCAAUCCUUAUGUUUGGCUUCUUCAAUUAAUAAAUUACAAAUAUUGUUAUGCCUUUUGAUUCUGGCCUCUUGCACUUUGGGACAGUAGCCAAUUAUGUGGGCGCAUGAUUCAACAUCAGCUUGGCAGUGUCUGCAUGAUGCAUCCUGGCUGUCAUGCCUGCCUCUGGCAAGGAAUUCUCUAUUGCAAUACACAUUAGCCCUCAAUUGUAGAGCCGUCAGGAGUUUCCUGUGAGGAAUGCCUCUGUAGUGGGUUAGCCAAUCAUUACUGAUUUUAUCAUUUUCAAAGUUAGAAAUACCUUUACCCUGGGAUGCCAAUUUAGUCCAAUUGUUAAAUUCAUCUUUUCUCCAAUUGCACGGUUUGGGGUAGAUGUUUUUAGGAGCAGGUGCCUCCCAUUCUGAUGUUAUCUCCUCACCGCCCACUUCAUUAGGUAGUCUAAACACGGUUCUCGGGUCCCAAAUUGAUGGAAUUUUAUCUUUCCUUCCUCCUGCUUUUACCCAUAAUUUUUCAUAUUCUUUUUCAAUACCCUCUAACCGCACAAUAGUUGUUAUCACCUCGUCCGGAGACUGUGCCAGCCGGUGCAGCCUCCGAGCUUGUACGCUUGGGAUCAAUUUUGAGAACCUAAGGAGACCAAAACCACCAUCCCUGUUGCUGGCAUAUAGGAUGGCGUCGCAAGUGGAUGGAGGUAAAUGCAGCCAUUGCUUAACUGCAGAUCUUAUUUCUUGAUCAAGCAUUUCCAAAUGAGUGAUCUUAACGUUAGCUUGAUCGGCAGAGUAUAUUAGCCGGGGCAUGGCAUAAGUUCUCGGGAUCUCAACCUUUUGAAAAGGUUUGAGUGGAGCUCUGUCAAUUCGAUGUAACCAAUUUUUAACUUUUGAUAGCAAUUCGGGUUUGGAUAUUCCCACCCAUGGGUCGAUGUUCAUUCCCAAAUAUUUUUCCGAGCUUCCAGGAUCGAUCAUAUUCAGGGGGGUACCAUUAAUUGGCCACGCCGGGCAGUCAUUGAUCUUAUAAGAGUCUUUAGUCGGCUGGAUGUAAAAGCCGUGGCACUUCUCCCCCUGUGUCUUGAGACCGGUAAGAUUACAAAAGGUCUCGACGAUCUCUAUAUUUUUCAUCAUGCCCUCCCAGGAGUUACUCAGUAACACCAAAUCGUCAGCAAAGGCCAGUGCUGUGAUGUUUUGAGAGUGGAUCUGGAACCCCUCCCCACACUCUUGUAAUUUACACAGUAGUGGGUCUAUAGCCAGAUUGAAUAGCAGUGGAGACAUGGGAUCACCUUGCUUGACUCCUAUUUGGAUUUUAAUGGAGUCGGAGUGCCCAUCCUUUAAAGGAAUGUUAGUGGUGACGUUGUGGUACAUAUUCUUAAUCAGGGCGAUAAUGUGCUGGUCGACGCCCCUUUGUUCAAGAGCCGAGAUAAUGUGGGCAUGGCUCACCGUGUCAAAUGCUUUAGCUAAGUCUACAAACACCACACCCAGGGACUGGUGCUGGCUUUUUGCAUGCCGAAUUAUCAAUUGUAGCAAUUUCAAAUUUUCACUGCACCCUGCAGAUCUAAUAAAGCCCCUUUGCCGGGGAUUAAUGGGGCAGGCUUUAGCCAAUCUAGAUGUUAUAAUUCUGGAAAACAGCCGUAAAAUGAUGGAACCAAUAGUGAUCGGACGCCAGUUACUGAUGUCACCCAGGCGUUCCGGUAUAGCAGAUUUUGCAAUUAAAACCGUCCGACAGUUUUUAACAGAGUCGGGUAUCAUGCCAGUUAGCAACCACAAGUUAAAUAGUUCCCUGAGGUGGUUGCAGUGGGGGUCAAUUUUAGUCAAUUCUCUCAGAGUUAUUUUAUCUGGACCGGGCGCAGCAGUUUUACUUAUCUCUUUGAUGUUCUUGGAGAUUUCUUUAGCAGAAAUCACGAUGUUGAACGCCGAGUUGUCCGCCCGCUCGAAGGCUUUGAAGGAUCCUAGGCCAUUGUACGCUCCCGUGGAUUCCCAUCUCGACUUGAACACCCUGUGCACUUCGUCAGGAGGGAUAUCACACGUCAGGGACUCCACAUCGUCCAGGAUGAUAUUGGCAAGCUUCCCCCUGUCCAGGAGUUCCAGUUCCUCCUCUGACCAGCAUUGUUUAUGCUUCCCCCUUGCAGUGGUCUCUUUGGGGCGAGAGGCAAGAAUACGCUCAAGAUUUCUAAGAGCAGGAUGGGCAAGCCGUUUAUGUUGCCCCAAACCAAUAUUAGUUUCAAAUGUUUUAUGACAUUCCUCACAUUCAAAGCCCCCAACGGUGGCAGGCUCAAUACUAUCUGUACAUUUUGGAAUAUGGCACGCAAUACUGUGAUGUUUUUCAUUCGUUUUACCGCAUCGGGCGCAUUGGAAUAAAAGCUUUC